CCGAUUCCCCAAUCCAUCCCAAGCUUCAACAUCCACACGAGUCCUUCUUCUCUCAAACAAAAACAAAUCCAGCGACGAUGUCUGGGCGCGGCAAGGGCGGCAAGGGGCUGGGAAAGGGCGGCGCCAAGCGCCACCGGAAGGUCCUCCGCGACAACAUCCAGGGCAUCACCAAGCCGGCGAUCCGGAGGCUGGCCAGGAGGGGCGGCGUGAAGCGCAUCUCCGGCCUCAUCUACGAGGAGACCCGCGGCGUCCUCAAGAUCUUCCUCGAGAACGUCAUACGCGACGCCGUCACCUACACCGAGCACGCCCGCCGCAAGACCGUCACCGCCAUGGACGUCGUCUACGCGCUCAAGCGCCAGGGCCGCACCCUCUACGGCUUCGGAGGCUAGAUCUGCAGUGGAGCAGCUUCCUCGUUUGCUCUGUGUGAUAUGUGCUGUGCUGGAUGGAUUUACCGAUCUGGUGUGCGUCGUUGUAUUCUGUCUUUGGGUUGAGUAGGCUGUGUAAUACCUUGUUCUGUUCAAUGCAAUCCGUUCGAUUCUGAAUCCUGACGAAA
Molecule: messenger RNA, 553 nt
Organism: Triticum dicoccoides
Lineage: Eukaryota; Viridiplantae; Streptophyta; Magnoliopsida; Poales; Poaceae
Product: histone H4
Exons: 1
Coding region: 78-389 (103 amino acids)
Cellular component (GO): nucleosome
Molecular function (GO): structural constituent of chromatin; DNA binding; protein heterodimerization activity
Source: RefSeq, a predicted model, not a curated record